AUGUGUUUCUUACAUCACUACUAAAAUCACGUUGUCGAAUGUGGGUUUGAAAAAAACUCGUACAAUUUAUUUUUAGUAUAUUUCGUGAAUUUAUUGUGACAAAAUUACGUUUUGAGUGGGUGUCAACAUUGUCAACACGAAUAACAUAGCAACAUGUCAUGGUUAUUGGGUAGAAAUCGUCAACAGCCGACGGAGUUUAGUGGUGGAGUAGAUGGACCUGACAAACCUGAGGGUCAAACUGCCGGCGAACGUGGUAACGACACACAACUUACGAAGGCCGAACGUAAGGCCAUGGAAGCUUAUCGGUUUGAUUCCUCGGCUCUGGAGCGAGCCGCAGAUGCGGCCAAGACACUCGAGCGUUCAAGACAUGCGCGGGAAGCUCUGGAAUUGUCCAAGAUGCAAGAGAGCACACGACAGCAGGAGUAUACCACCAAAGUAAAAGAAUAUGAAGCGCAUAUUGAACAGGCAAAAGUGGAACAGAAACGCAUUGAUCACGAGGAGCGACGCAAGACGCUAAUCGAAGAAACUAAGCAGCAGCAACAACGUGCACAAUAUCAAGAUCAAUUGUCGCGCAAGCGUUAUGAAGAUCAGUUGGUGCAGCAACAGCGUGUUCAGGAGGAGAAUCUACGCAAACAGGAGGAGAGUGUGCAGCGUCAGGAAGCAAUGAGGCGUCAGACCAUUGAACAUGAAAUUGAAAUGAAGGAAAAAAAUCGCCUAAAGUUGCUUGAGCAUGAGCUGCGAGCUAAGGCUCGUGUAGAUCGCGAGAAUCGCGAUAUCAAUCUGGAGAAGAUUCGCCUGAAAGCACAAGAACACCGUACCACCGUGCUGGAGGGAAUAAAAACCGCUGGCUCAGUAAUUGGUGCUGGUGCUGAGGCGAUGUUGACCGACUGGGAUAAGGUCUUGACUGCCGCUGGCGGAUUGUCGUUGCUAGCCUUGGGAGUGUACAGUGCCAAGGGUGCAACUGGCGUGAUAUCACGUUACAUUGAAGCACGCAUUGGCAAACCAACGCUUGUAGGUGAAACAUCACGUUUUGCAUUUCUAGAUGCACUUAAACAUCCGUUGAACUAUAUUAAACGGUUGCGCUCGAAGCCUACUGAUGCCCUGCAAGGCGUUGUGCUAAAUCCUAAACUGGAAGAACGUUUGCGUGACAUUGCAAUUGCCACGAAAAACACGCGCAUCAAUCGCGGUCUCUAUCGCAAUGUGUUGAUGCACGGACCGCCUGGAACUGGCAAAACAAUGUUUGCCAAAAAGUUAGCCGAACAUUCUGGCAUGGAUUUUGCUAUAAUGACUGGCGGUGAUGUGGCGCCCAUGGGUAAAGAAGGUGUCACAGCCAUACAUAAGGUAUUUGACUGGUCGAAUACCUCAAGGCGUGGGCUUUUACUGUUUGUUGAUGAAGCUGAUGCUUUUCUGCGCAAACGCUCGUCGGAAAAAAUUUCCGAAGAUUUACGCGCUGCAUUGAAUGCUUUCUUGUAUAGAACAUCCGAGCAGAAUCCGAAAUUUAUGCUUGUACUGGCCUCCAAUACACCGGAACAGUUUGAUUAUGCAAUUAACGAUCGCCUGGAUGAGAUGGUAGAGUUUAUAUUGCCAGGUCUUGAAGAACGAGAGCGGUUACUGCGCCUCUACUUUGAUAAAUAUGUCCUACAACCAGCAGCAUCGGGAGCAAAGCGAUUUAAGCUAGACACAUUUGAUUAUGGCAAGACAUGUGUUAAAAUGGCAGAGAUGUGUGAAGGUAUGUCGGGUCGUGAGAUAUCUAAAUUAGGUGUCGCUUGGCAAGCUGCUGUAUACGCCUCCGAGGACGGUGUGCUAACAGAAAAAAUGGUUCUAGAUAGAUGUAGUGAUGCUGCACAGCAACAUAAACAAAAAAUGGCCUGGUUGUCAGAACAGGAGCGUGCUGAUCAUAAAUCAAUAACUGGUGCUUCUGAACCACCUAAGCCACCUCUAACACUCACUGCCAAUAAACUGUGAGUUGGAUAAGCUGGAUCUGUCUGUUGACUAGCAUUCAAAAUUUGUUUAGUUUUAAAAGUGGACUAAGAUGUAGUGUAAAUCGCGAGUAGCUUUUACUGGUCAGCAGAUCCUUUAGUGUGUAAAUACGUUGCAAUUGUCUUCACAAGCAUUUAGUACUGUAUAACAAACAUUGAGUCUUGCUGGUAUAAAACAUACAAUUAAGUUUUAAUUACUGAUAAUUGUAUUGUUACAUAGCAUUGCAUAUUAAUUCUUACUUGUGCAAAGUAUAAGAGAGCUGUUGCAUCUGCAAGUUAAUGCUUUGUAUGUAGUUUUAAAAUUAAUGCCAAUUGCUAACAGCAAUUUUCAAUUGGUAGCGCUAGCAUUGUGAGAGAUUUAUAUUAAACUUCUCGCUGGCGUUGCUUCAAAUUCUAAUUUGGCCAGUGGUUUCCACACAUUUAUUGAUUUAUACAAAAAAAAUAAAAGAUUGUUAAAUUAUAUUUUAUUAAUAUAUAAUUAAAUGGGGCGGUAUCGGAUAACGGAUCAAAUUGAUAGCAAGUAUGGUUCGUGCCUCGGUUAUUAAACGUGGAAACUUGUAGCAUGAGAUGUGAACUACCGCAAGUAAUGAACCGAUGUUAACUUUUGAAAAUAUAUUUACCCUCCAUACAAACAUAUGUACCGUCUUUUUUUAAUUAGAAUGCAAUCAACGAGCUGUUGUAAGCGGGCAUAUUACUAUGCCGCAUUUCAAUCGAUUGCUACUUCAACAAUGAGAUCGUACAAUGACCUCCAGGUUCACUCAGCAAUUUUAUUAUCCAAUAAUUUCCCACUAGCUGCAUUGAAUUACAAGCGAAAAUUUUAAUUUUGGAUUUGAAGAUUCAUUAUCACACUUUAACAUCGAUAAGCAAAUCAGUAAUCCUACAAUCGAUAGUAUCGAUGGUUGCUUUUUUUGUCACGAGUCCAUUUCGUCUGCCCUACAAAUAAAGCGAGAAUUACAUUUUCAAUUUAAACUACAACUCAUGUAUUUGAAAGUUUUGGUCCAAAUCAGUUAAAUACAUGAAUCUGAUAUUAAAGCGUGGCAAGGAGUGGAGCUGUUAGGAUUGAUUUUUUCCAUUUCAAUUUUGAAUAAAAUUGCCUACAUAUUUCACCAGUAUUAGCUUCUCUUGUGGGUCUAUAACACAUUUUCAAGGUUUCUUCUGAAAUUUUAUGCGGCUUGAACAAUGGCAUUUGGGGUUGUUUAGGAAAUGUUCGCUAUAAUCUGCAUACAAAACGG
Messenger RNA from Drosophila hydei, 3211 nucleotides. It is a transcript of the gene bor, whose product is annotated as ATPase family AAA domain-containing protein 3A homolog. The record is from RefSeq and is a predicted model, not a curated record. Gene Ontology annotation, molecular function: ATP binding; zinc ion binding; ATP hydrolysis activity. Bases 154 to 1965 code for a protein of 603 amino acids. Gene Ontology annotation, biological process: mitochondrion organization. Gene Ontology annotation, cellular component: mitochondrion. Lineage: Eukaryota; Metazoa; Arthropoda; Insecta; Diptera; Drosophilidae. The transcript is spliced from 5 exons.